This is a messenger RNA of Aethina tumida (small hive beetle), 3442 nucleotides long. RefSeq names its product importin-13 (gene cdm). NCBI's taxonomy places the organism in Eukaryota, Metazoa, Arthropoda, Insecta, Coleoptera, Nitidulidae. Gene Ontology annotation, biological process: protein import into nucleus. The transcript is spliced from 13 exons. Bases 100 to 3009 code for a protein of 969 amino acids. Gene Ontology annotation, cellular component: nuclear membrane; cytoplasm. Gene Ontology annotation, molecular function: small GTPase binding. The record is from RefSeq and is a predicted model, not a curated record.
AAAAUGUAGAGGGAAAGUGUCAACAGAGUUACUAUGAGAUUUUACUGAGAAGUAACUUAAAUAAACGAAAUUUUGUGUAUAAAUUGUGCAGUUUUCACAAUGGAGUACACCACUGAAAAUUUAGAAAAGGCUGUAACGUUAUUUUAUCGAAGCGAAGCUUGCCAACAGGCGGAGGCUCAUCAAUGGCUCACUGAGGCCCAAAAUUCCACACAAGCUUGGAGCUUCGUAUGGGAAUUGCUCGAUCCACAAAAAAGUUCAGAAGUGCAGUUUUUUGCUGCCACCACACUCCAGAUAAAAUUGAUGAAGCAUUGGAAUGAAGUUCCAAAGGACUACUACGAAUUUUUAAGGAAGAAAAUUUUAGAUGCUAUAAUAAGCUAUGCUAUGGGUCCAAAACUUGUUCUAAAUCGUUUAUGUAUAGCUUUGUCUGCAUUUAUUAUUCACACUGUUCCUGAUUAUUGGCCAAAUGCAUUUGAGGAAUUAGUGGCUAGUUUUCAACCCCAUCAUUUGCCAACAAUAGAUCCAGAAAGGGUGAUAUGGAUUUUAUUGGAGAUUUUGACUGUGAUACCAGAGGAGUUUCAAAGCACAACUUUGGCUGUAUCCCAAAGAAACAAUGUUCGUGUUGUGUUGCAAGAUGUGUCAAAAGACAUUUUAAAAGUUGUGGAAAUGUGUCUAAUGCCAAUCCCCAAUUCAGGCUUUGAUAUUUCCAAUGUGACAACAUAUUUAAAUGCUGCAAGAUGCGCUUCUGCCUGGAUUCAAUUAGGUGGUUUAACCAUAGAGGAUUGUGGGAAUGUGAUAAAUCUGUUGGUUGACUUGACUUGUUAUGUGUAUUGGAACAACCCAGACCCAGAUAAUUUGUCCCCUGAGGAGGUUGAACUUACAGAGGUGACUGUCGAGGCAUUAAAUGCAAUCAUGCAGCAUCCUUACACAUUCAAAUACAAGAAUCAUGUUACAAAAUUUGGGGCAAAUAUGUUGUACAAGUUUCAAAGAAUUCUAGACACUGAAAGGAACAAGCCAGAUGGUAACAAGGAUGUUGUUUCAAAUUUGUAUGGUUCCAUUAUUGCCACAGCAGAUCAUCAUUCUAAAAUACUCAUAGAUAAUUUGAAGUCAUCCAAUCAAGAGCAACAGAAGAUCAGUUUUGACUUCUUUGACUCAAUACUGAAAUGCACAAAUCUUCCUGGGUUCUACCCAAUUGAUGAGUCCUGUAGCACAUAUACGUUUGCGUUCUGGUAUACCCUGCAGGACGAUAUUCUUGCGUUAAGAACGGCGGAAUGCGCACAACUCCUGCUGAUGAUAAAACCUUAUUAUCGCAGUCUGGUGUGUGUCAUGUUAAGAAAAGCAAUGUUUCCCCUAGUGGAGGACGAAAAUUGGACUUCCGACGACAAGGAGGUGUUCCGUUGUUACCGGCAGGAUAUUGCGGACACACUUAUGUAUUGCUUCAACGUUUUGAACAUCGAAAUGCUUGACAUCCUCCACACAAAGCUGCUGGAAGCGCUGCGAAAGGAGAACGCGUGCGCAAUAGAUCAGCCCAUUCAAUGGAACGAGGUGGAAACGUGUUUGCACGCUUUCAGCGCCGUGGCCGAGAGCGUGGAGAACGAGAAUCUGUAUCUACCCAAACUGAUGGCCAUCAUUAAAGACAUUCCAUUCAACGAAAUGCCAACCAAAUUACUCGCUACAGCUCUCGAGACGGUCGGUGCUUAUUCCGAGUGGCUUCCGGACCAUCCGGAGAUGCUUCAGAACGUCUUUCCGCUUGUCAUCUCGUCCCUGGGGAAUCCGGCGGUCGCCACAAGUUCCACGAUGGCCCUCAAGGACAUCACCCACAACUGCCAGCAGUAUUUGGUGCCGUACGCCGAUCACAUCCUGCUGUCGGCGCAAAGCGCUCUCAUAGGCGGGCAGCUGCGGUUGGCUGAGAACAAGCGGAUAAUGGCGAGUAUUGGCCGUACCCUGAGCAUGUUGCCCCUAGACAGGAUUAUGGAGUAUUUGAACAUAAUUCUGGCGCCGUCUUUCGAGGAGAUGCAGAAGCUUCUCACCGUCACCCCAUCAUUGAGCGUCGCAAAUUCAAUCUGCACGCGAUUGCGUCUAAUUGGUGCGUUGUUCAGCUCGCUGCACAUAGAAAGCAACAGUAAAGUGGAGCAGCCAAUUUUGCUGAUCAUGCAGAAAACGAUGCCGUUGUUCAGAGGCAUCGGCGAAAAGUAUUACGGCAAAAGCGACGUCAUGGAAGAGCUGUGCUCAGUUUUGAAGUACUCUCUAACCACGUUGAGAGAAGACUGCAAACCCAUAAUCAACGAUAUAUUGCAAAUGAUUGUGUUUACGUACCGUCAAUUUCCCAAUCCCCACGUCAUUCAUGUUUCAAAAUUGCUGAUAAUUUUGUUUAAUAAAGAUGAAGAGUUUAAAAGCUCAAACGAACAAUUGUUACAUGAAAUUGUUAACAGAUCGCUUCAGCUGUGCGCCGACUUGAAUGAAAAUAAUUUGUUGUCCGAAAAGUCGGAUGUGUUUGACGAAUUUUUCUCGAUGCUUGCCUCCCUGUGUAAAAAGACCCCCCAAUUGAUGUUCAAUAGUAGCAUUGAUACUUCCGCUCUCUUUCAAUGUGCAAUUUUGUGUUUGUCAAUGCCGGAAAUCCACUCUCUGAAGGCUGUUGGUUGCUUCUUAGUCCAAUAUAUUAGUCAGAGUAGGGAAACGGCUCAAGUCAAUGUUAUACAAACGUACGGCGAGACUUUAGUGAUUAAGCUUAUUUUAACUUUAGGUACCAGUGCUGUUAGGACAGCUGUUGAUAUUUACAGCGAGAUUUUCCUCGCUUUGAAUAAGAAGUUCUGUGAUAAUUUGACAAGGUGGUUGUCCACUUCACUGGCACAAGACGGUUUCCCCACGCCUAAAAUAAACGCUCAACAAAAGGAGACGUUUAUGAAAUCAUUGCUGAGGGAAAAAUCGAGCAAAAGGAAAAUAUGUGAUUUAGUAUUGGAGUUUAUGUUAAUAAGUAAAGGAGUAUUAAAGCAUGAUCCAACUCUACCAUGAUUACAAGAUUUCAUUUCUAUUGGAAUGAGGAUCCCGUCGUCGUCAUCCAUGUAGCCAUAAUAGUCAGCGUCAAUGUCUUUCAUAAGUUCAGCUCUAGUUUUCCGCGGGGGCGGCGGCGGCUCUUGCUCGAACAAUUCGCGGACCCCUGCAGCAAAUAGCAUUUUAUUCCGACAAUACUCUAAAACUUCUCUGUCUCAUGUGAUCAUGUGUUACCAAUUUUAAUAAUUUUUAAUUUAAGUUUGAUAACUUAUUCCAUCCAUUGAAGUAUAGUGAGUUAUUGAUUUCGAAAAUUCUUACAAUAUGACAAUAUUGUGCUUACAUUUAUCCUGGUGUAAAUAUAGUUAUUUGUAUCUUGCAUCAAAAGUACUGAAUCUGUUUCCUAGGAUUGUUUUGUAAUUUUCUUUUAAAUAAAUAUAAUACUAUUUCUCCUACA